AUGGACUCUCAACCACAAGUCGUCAACUCCAUCGAAUUCACAGACCUCACCCAGCCUCAAUUGGAAGACCGACGAAGAAGGCGAUCGAACACGCAACAGGAUAAAGAGAGCGUCUCGAAUAUGCGCAUCCGUCGCCGCGCCCAAAAUCGAGCCUCUCAGCGCGCCUUCCGCGAACGCAAAGAGAAGCACGUUCAGCACCUCGAACACGAACUUGAGGAGCUCGAGGCAAAGCACCAGAACCUUUCAAGAUCUUACACCGAUCUUGACAGCACACACGCGAAAUUGAAAAUGGAGGUCAAGCAGCUACGGAGCGAGCUGGAGUCGGUCAAGUCGUCGCGAGAAGGCUCUGUCAACGAGAACCCACAGUCCAACAGCAACUUCUUCGAUCCCUUCUCCUCCGACGGUAAUUUUUACGGCUCAGGGACAGAAGUGCGGUUCUGA
This is a messenger RNA of Letharia lupina, 441 nucleotides long. RefSeq lists its product as uncharacterized. Bases 1 to 441 code for a protein of 146 amino acids. The record is from RefSeq and is a predicted model, not a curated record. Gene Ontology annotation, molecular function: transcription cis-regulatory region binding; DNA-binding transcription activator activity, RNA polymerase II-specific. The transcript is spliced from 2 exons. Gene Ontology annotation, cellular component: RNA polymerase II transcription regulator complex. Lineage: Eukaryota; Fungi; Ascomycota; Lecanoromycetes; Lecanorales; Parmeliaceae.